AUGGCGCAGCGCGGGGACAAGGGCCCGAAAGGCGAGAAAAACGGGUUUUUUCGGAAAAUGUACUCGUCAAUCAACAAUUCGUCGCGGCAAUUGGCCGUUCAUCGACAGGAAAAGGGCCAGCGCAAUGAAGCGACAGGGAGUGCCAGUGGCACUAGCAAUAGCGGUUGCCAGCCCAGUCACAACAGUCCGAGCGACGGGGCCACGACUGGCAGCGGCCACAGCGGGGGAAGCAGCAGCUCGAACGGCGGUCUGCAGCACUUUGUCAAGCACCACAGUUUUAAUGGCCAUAUGCCGUUUGCAAGGGACGAGGCGCAGCAACGGCAUGCGGCAGGUGAUUCGCAUCAGAGCAUGCUGUCCAAGCGUCCGAGUUUGAUUGUGCCGUUUUCCACGCAACAGCAGCAGAUGGGACUCGGUGCUGCUGCAGCUGGUGGUGGUGGCGGUGCUGGUGGUGGUGGUAGUGCUGGUGGCUCUGGUGGUGUUGUGGUUGAAGGCUCGCAGACGUACUUGGACGACUUCCAGGCGCCGAUUUCCAAGUCGGGCGUGUUGAUUAAACAGGCCAAUCACUUUAAAACAUGGAAGAAACGACUGAUGGUGCUGAAAGGCCAUUCGCUGUUUUACUACGUGUCGGGCACGUCUGGUGAAGACUCGUACCCUCGUGGUGUUAUUCCGCUCCAAGGGGUGCGCAUUACGCCCGUGGACUCAGCGCGGUUCAAGCGACAGAAUUGUUUCGAGAUUUGUCACCCGGGAUAUCGUCCUAUUUAUCUGAUGGCCAAGAGCGAGGCGGAUUUGAGUGUUUGGAUGAGUAGCUUGACGUCUGCUGCAAUGGCUACGACGGCGGACCGUAAGAUGUUGCUUGUGACUGAACCGCUUGAGUCGCUGUUUAACACGCCAGCGCUGGAAGACGCUGUGCCGUACAAACGGACGUUUUACUUCCGUCAGAAGGUGGCAUUCUGUAUGCCACGAAAAGAAGAUACGGGAUACACAGUCGUGGAUCUUUUCGAUUUGAAUGAGAAGCGGUUGACGACGCUGUGCGACUUGAACAGCUACUGCGACUCGUUUCCCAUGAUCUUGGACGAUCCACAGCUUUUUGUCGAACUGCUGCAUGUUGUGGGUUGCUACAUUUUCCGGCCUUUUGCUCGGCUGCAGUCGACUUCGCCUGGUAAUAUCUUUGUGGAAGAGCCGAAUCCCGAUGAGGCGGGUGUGCUCGAGAACCCGAUGGAUAAAUACUCGGAAUACACGACAGAAGAGCAGUUGUGGGGGCUAUUAUCAGCGUGUUACGACCUGCUGCUGAAGGCAAUCGAGCACAUUGACAAAUUAGAAAAGCACGUACGCAAGGAGUUUUUUCCCUUGCGGUUUAUUGCGCAGCUGGUAAAUCUGUUCAAGACGCCAUCAUUCAAAGAACGGCAAGUCUUGAAAGGCGUGCUUCAUCGACUGUAUUAUAAACUAACUCAGCGGCGGUCGGCUAUUCGCAAGGAAAUUGCCAAUACGUUUUACGAGUAUAUAUAUGAGACGUCGAACCAUUAUGGCGUGGCAGAGCUGCUGGAAAUUCUAGGUAGCAUCGUCAACGGCUUUGCAUGCCCGAUUAAGCAAGAGCACGUGGUGUUACUGGAGAAAGCGCUGAUCCCACUGCACUCGACACCUGCUUUCAUCUCGUAUCACCAACAGCUCGCGUACUGCAUGAUUCAGUAUGUGUCGAAAGACCACACUCUGUUUACUUCGAUCGUCCGCGGCUUGAUCAAAUUCUGGCCGGUAGGUAACUCGUUCAAGGAAGUUAUUUUCAUUGUGGAGUUUGAGGAGAUGCUGGAGCACGUGCUGGCGGAGACGGAUUUCGAUGUGAUUGCGCCCAAACUGGCACGGAAGCUGGGGCAGUGUAUGGUGAGCGAUCAGUUCCAGGUCGCCGAGCGUUCGAUAUCGUGCUGGAGUUCUCCAGCGUGUUUGCGCAUCAUGAACGAGUACGAGAAGUUGGGGCAGGGUAUGUUUGAUGUGAUCAAGCCGUUCUUGAAACGAGCGAUGGCAGAGCAUUGGAAUACGCUGAUUCAGCAAAAGGCUCAGGAGACGUACACCAUGUACUACAACAUGGGCUACGACAGCGACGACGCAACUGCUGCAUCAGUAGCCCUUGUCUCGGAGGGGAAAGUAUUGGAUAGCAGUGUCAAGACUGAGGAGUCAGACCCGGACGAGGAUGUUAACAAUUCUAGCGAAGCGAACGUGUCGAUAGCCGUCCGCUUGUCAGCACCAAGCGCAGUAGAGUCAUUAGAUGUAGUGCUGUCAGACGAAGAAGGUGAAGAUGAAAAGCCUGACGCGUUCUAG
This is a messenger RNA of Peronospora matthiolae, 2310 nucleotides long. NCBI's taxonomy places the organism in Eukaryota, Oomycota, Peronosporomycetes, Peronosporales, Peronosporaceae. The record is from the annotation of a GenBank genome assembly.